GGGAGGAGGGGCUGGAGGAAGCUCCCUGCCCUGGAGGGGUUCUCUGGCUACUGGAAAGUCUGGUCUUUUACUAGCUUGUUUGUUUGGUGGGAGGGGGAUGCAGUCCCUGCUUUCUCCCUUCAGUUCCUCUUUCUGCCUUUUGCCCUGGCUUUUUUGCUUUCUGCCUUUUCCUCCCACCCCACAAAACAUUUCUGUUUUCUACGUUUGUCCCUGCUUUUCUGCUUUCUCUCUCUCUCUCUCUGUUUUCCUCAGUGCCAGCAGGCUUGGGUAAAUACCCAAGCCGGUUAGCGAGGAGGAAAGGGGGGGACGUUGGAGAGCCUCACAUCAGAUGAUGCAGAUAAUUACAAAUGUGUUGUUUCCAAUGACCAUGCUGAUAUCAUCUAUACUGUGUCCUUGAUUGUAGCUGAAGGUCAAGAAAAGUUGGAUUUCAAAAAAAUGUUGAAAAAAAGAGGGCCUCCGGCUCCAAAGAAAAAAGAAAAGGUGAUUGAUGAGAAAGAAAUGCUGCAGAUCCUCUCCAAGGUACCCAAGAAGGACUUUGAGAAAGUCUGUAUGGAAUAUGGCUUCACAGAUUUCCGAGGGCUUCUAAAAAAGUUGAAGGAGAUGAAGAAAAAAGUAGAAGUUGAGGCUGUAAAGAUUCUGAAACCUCUGGAGGAUGUUUCUGCUAAGGUGGACACUACAGCAAUAUUUGACACUAUUCUGGAACUCAAGGACCCCAAUAUGAAGAUGAUAUGGUCCAAGGACGGUGAACCUUUGCGUCUUCAGUAUUCCCUUGGGAAAUAUGACACAAAACAAAUGGGCACUAAGUUUAUGCUUCACAUCACCAAUGUGACUCACAGUGACAUGGGCGUAUACUCUGUCCUAGUAGGUGAUAAGACACUAUCAGCAAGACUGCGUGUAAUAGAUGAGCCUCUAAAGUUUUUGGCAGAUCUAAAACCUUUGAAAAUAACUGAGAGGCAGACUGCUGUGUUUGAGAUCCGUCUUUCUAAGAAGGUGCCCAACUUUGCCUGGAAGUUCAAUGGGAAAGAGCUAAAGCGAGAUGAAAAGUAUGAGAUCAUCACAUCAGAAGAUGGAUUAACACAUACAUUGAAAAUUAAAGAUGUUCGCCCAAGCGACGUGGGUGAUGUUAGUUUUGAAACUGGAGAUCUAAUUACAAAGGCUGAACUUCUCAUUCAGCGAACUCCAAUUAAGUUCAUCAGAAAUUUAAAGAAUGUCCGAGUCAAGGAGAAGGGCAAAGCUUGCCUGGAAUGUGAACUGACCUCAAAAGAUGUUACCUUGAAAUGGCUGAAGAAUGGAAAGGUGAUUGAGAGAUCUAAAAAAUAUACCAUGACCCAUGAAGGGAAAGUAGCAGAACUGAUCAUAGAUGAUGCUGAAUUCGGUGAUUCAGGAGAAUACAUGGUGGUUGCCAUGCAAGAAAAUGACCCCACGGAGUACUACAGCAAUGCUAAUGUAACUGUGGAAGAGAGAUUUGCUACAGUAAAAAGUGGCCUGUCAGAUGUUCAAGGCCCAACAGGGUCUCCAGCAGAGCUCUGCGUUGUCCUGAAUGAUGAGAGGGUGGAAGGCGUUUGGCUGAAAGAUGGUAAAGAGAUUACAGAUAUGAGAGGAAUCCAGAUUGUCAAGCAAGGGGCAGUCCACAAACUGAUCAUUGACAAGAUGGGGGAAGAUUUUGAAGGGAAAUACACUUUUAGAGCAAAAGGGGCUGAGAGUGAGGCCACGGUCAGCAUUGCAGAUCCCCCUGUAAUUGAUCCGUCUGUCCUAGAAGCAUUAGCUGCACACCCAGUGACUGUGAAAGCAGGGCAGACAGCUUACAUCAAGGUACCAUUCAAGGCCAAGCCCUUACCCAAAGUCAGCUGGUACAAGGAUGGUAUCGAGGUGACAGAAGAGGAGAGGGUGACAAUGGAAAGAGCAAAUGACCAUGCACUGCUCACAAUAAAACAUUGUGUGCGAGAAGACAGUGGAAGCAUCAUGCUGAAGCUGAAAAGUGACUGUGGAUCAGCUAUUGCUCACUUGCAUCUCAAUGUUCUUGACAAGCCAAAACCACCACAAGGAAAAGUGGAAUUCCUGGAGAAAUCUGGGAAGUGUGUCAAAAUGAAAUGGAAAGCACCCAAAGAUAAUGGAGGCAAACAGGUGACUCACUUUAUCAUUGAAAAGAAAAUGGUUGGGAAGAAAUCGUGGAUCAAAGUCGGGGAGGUCGAAAGCAAACACACCACGUUUGCCACAGAUAAGGUAGAGGAAGGGAAGGCCUACCAGUUCCGGAUUCUGGCUGUGAACUCUGAGGGUUUGAGUGAGCCACUGGAGACAGAAGAAAUUUUUGCUGGAGAGCCUAUUGAUCCCCCUGGGCAGGCCUCUCAACCUCAAGUUACUGAUGUGACCAAGGAAGCUGUGACCAUCACCUGGAAUCCCCCAGCCCAAGAUGGCGGCUCACCAGUCAUGGGGUACAUUGUGGAAAGGAGGAAAAAAGGCAGCAACCUUUGGGUCCCUGUGUCCAAAGAUCCAAUUCAAGAUACUAAGUGCAAAGUGGACGGGCUAUUGGAAGAUACGGAAUAUGAGUUCCGAGUCAUAGCUGUGAACCGAGCAGGACCUGGACAGCCCAGCAGUGCUUCGAACUCAGUUGUGGCAAGAGAUCCCAUCAAGCCUCCUGGACUGGUGAAGGGUUUGCAGGUAGCGGACUCCUCCAACUCCAGCAUUUCCUUGACCUGGCAGCAGCCUGACGAAGGGGAUCCACCCUCAGGAUACAUACUGGAGAUGCGAGCUGCAGACACCAAGGAGUGGUCCAAGUGCACUAAGAUUCCAAUUUCUGGGACCAGCUACACAGUGGGGGGACUGCAGGAGAGGCAGAAAUAUUACUUCCGGAUUCGAGCUGUGAAUGAAGCUGGAGUGGGAGAACCGAUUGAGUUGAAGAACGGAGUUCUGGCCAUGCCCCCUCCAGCUCCUCCUAAGUUUGAUCUGAGUGCCAGGCUGAAGAGCCACAUGGUUGUUCGUGCUGGGACUGCCCUCUGUAUUCAUGCCUCCUUUACUGGUUCCCCUCCGCCAACUGUGGUCUGGCAAAAGGAUGGGCUUACCACCAGAGGGAGAGAAAGCAUCACGAAAGGCAAGAACCACUCCCAGUUCCUCAUCCACAGCACAAAACGCAUGGAUUCUGGACUGUAUCGUAUCGUACUGAAAAAUGACUUUGGGGAAGCUCACUACGACAUCCACGUGAAAGUAGCAGAUUUCCCACGGCCUCCUACUAACCUGCACCUGUAUGAGGAGGUGCCAAACACUGUCUCACUGAAAUGGGAUCACUCUCCGGAUGUGAAGGAAGAUGGGGGCGCCCACUAUGUAAUCCUGAAACGUGACACCAGCACUGCCACUUGGUACACAGCAGCAGAAAAAGUUCACAGCAACAAGUACACGGUCACAGGCCUGCUGCCUGGCAGGAAAUAUUUCUUCCGAGUCAUUGCUCGUAAUGAAAUUGGGGACAGUGAUCCUCUAGAUUCCAAGGAUUCCUGGCAUAUUAAUAAAGAUAAAGAACUUUUCCAUGCCAAGAUAAAAGAAUAUCACGAGCGAGACUGGCGCCAUGCCCCCCGCUUCAUCACCCCACUAAAGAAUCAUGCAGCACGCCGGGGCCAUGAUUGUGCCAUGAGCUGUGCGUUCUUGGGAAACCCACGCCCUGUCGUUACGUUGUACAAAGGCAAUGUCAACAUCACCGCCAAUUCUAAAUUCUGGUACAACUCAACUAGUGGGGUCUGCACACUGAUGAUCCCCACUUGCACAGCCAAGGACAGCGGAGACUACUCCAUAUUAAUUGAGAAUGAGCUUGGGCAGGAGAAAUGCAGCUGCACCUUGACAGUGUAUGACAAAGAUGAUAAAAGUCUUCUAGAUUUAGUGACUGACAGCCUACAGAGGAAACAUCUCAUGUGAGCAACAUCUACAGCAACACAUUUUAAAUUCCGCUCAACAUACAGAAUAAUUCAGAUGCUUUAGUUUUGGUGUGCUUUGCUUCUUAGCCUUUUAGUUAAGAUUGAGUGUAGUUUUGCUAUGCAUGACUUAAUCACUAUGACUGCACUAUUGCUUGUAGCCGUAACUUUAAAUGAGAAACUGGCACAUAGCCCUUUGUCUAUGUAUCUUUCACAAGGACAGCUGUGUAGUAAUUUGCCUUCAAAGCUUUGAGCGAUAUGUGAGUAAUAAUGUCAGUACUAGGAGACCUUUUACCUAGGAAAUAAAGAGCCAAAUAAAGCUUUUUGUUCUCCUUUCUCUUC
Hemicordylus capensis (graceful crag lizard) is the source of this 4238-nucleotide messenger RNA. RefSeq names its product immunoglobulin superfamily member 22 (gene IGSF22). Lineage: Eukaryota; Metazoa; Chordata; Lepidosauria; Squamata; Cordylidae. Gene Ontology annotation, molecular function: protein binding. The transcript has 20 exons. The coding region runs from base 436 to 3900 and encodes 1154 amino acids. The record is from RefSeq and is a predicted model, not a curated record.